AUGGCGAAUCGCCACCUGCGCCAAACAAAGAAGACCUACCCGCGCUACGACCUGCAGCUUGUGUCUACCGCCGCUUUGAUUGCAAUGUGUGGGCAUGAGGUCAUGGGCUUGAUCGCCACCUACAUGGGAGCGCAGCAAACGCAAGCCUUGAUCCCACACUUGAAGAGCCGGUGCCUGCCCAGUUUCCUGCUGGCACUGAUGUUCGGAGUGCUGGCCACGGCUGAGCGGGGCUUCUCGCGAUCUGAGUGGACCGUUGCGCAUGUGAUGCCCAGCGCGGACGGCCUGACAGCCGCCGGCCGGCCAGUAUACACCAUGCAGUACAUGGAGUGGGGCAUCAACGUGCCCAUUCUUUUCAUCUUGUCGGGCUACUGCAGCCUUGGCCGGCCCAUCUCCGAGAUCUCUCGCCCGCUGGUGGUGACCAACAUUUACGUGAUCUUUUGCUGGGCGGCCACUGCCACGGACUCAGGGCUCCUGAAGUGGCUGCUGAUCGCGGUGUCAUUCGCCAUGUACGCCUGGGCCUCUGUGGACAUGCUGGGUUGGGUCAGCGAGUUCGAGCGUGCGGCGCCCCGGGACUUGCCCAGCCGCAGCAUCCGGCCGUGGCUGUCCAACGGCCUGAUCUUGCACUUCAUGCUCUACGGCGUGGUGUACAUGUCCUCGGUGAUGGGGCUCAUUGAUGCCCAGACCGAGCGCAAGGGCUUCUUCGUGCUGACCUUCGGGGCUAAGAUCGCGUACUGCGCGGCCUUCGUGGUGGAGCGUCUCCAACUCGGCAUGAUCUCCAUCUGCGCGGAAGCUUCGACAUCAACCUCCCGUGCGUGCUUGGAUGGGGCCGGGCGCUGCAAGCUGCGCCCCAGAGCUCCGGACAUGGAGAAGUUGGAGAAGAUCUUGGGCUGCCACGUGGCGGGCGCCAACCUGAAGGACCUGCUGGCCGGAGAGGAGGACCGGGCCGAUUUCUCGGCCUACGUCCGCAACGUGGUGCGCCAGGCCGACAGCCCCCAAGCCUUCAGCGAGGCGACGCUGACCACCGGCGGCGGGUGGUCCUGCGGUGCGUCCAUGCCGCCCAUCGCGCAGGUCUUGCACAGCAAGAUGAAGGCCAAGGGCCCGCAGAUGAAUGCGACGCUGCACCUGUCCGUGGUGCCGCGCUCGGCCGUGGAGCAAUGGGAAGGAGCGGCACCUGGUGGCGCCAGCCCAGUUCUCGGCGACGGUGCCGGAGGACACGGAGGCGGCCCUGGGAACGGUGGCCUCGAGGCGCGCAUUGUGGGAGCCGUUGGAGCAACCACAAGCAAGGCCCUGGGCGCGUACAGCCAGCGCAUCGAGUUCCAGAACGACUGCAUCCAUGCGAGCAUCACCGUCAUGGGGCAGACCCUGGAGGGCCGCUUCCGCAUGAACUGCUCCACGGAGCCCUACCAAUUGGACAUCGAGGUGCUGGCCAAGGGCAGCAGCUGCCCGCCCCCUGCGAUCCCGUACAUCUUCAAGUUCCAGGACGGCCGUCUGCAUCUCUGCGGCCCUGCGGACGGGCGCAUGCACCGGCCCAGCAACUUCGACGGCCCGGGCCUUUGCGUCAUGGACCGCGCGGGCGGAUUGACCACCAUGCCGACCAUGCCCAAGUCCGAUCGCCGCGAUCGCCUGGAGACCCGCAGCGUGCGCAGCGCCGGCGUCUUCGAGCCGGACCCCGAGUUCAGCCGCAACUCCACUGAGGAGCCACCCCAGAAGCCUGCCCAGAUCGCUCAGAUUGCCGAGAAGCCUGCCCAGAAGCUGAGUGGAGUGGUGAAUUGGGUGGAGGAGAAGCCAGCAGUGGCGGCGUCAGCCGCCCUGGCCCUGACCAGCGUGAUCCUUGCCCUGCGCAAGUCCCUCUGCACUGAUGUUCGAGUGCUGGCCACGCUUUUGAGGUCAGCAUUGGCCGGCCGGCCAGUAUACACCAUGCAGUACAUGGAGUGGGGCAUCAACGUGCCCAUUCUUUUCAUCUUGUCGGGCUACUGCAGCCUUGGCCGGCCCAUCUCCGAGAUCUCUCGCCCGCUGGUGGUGACCAACAUUUACGUGAUCUUUUGCUGGGCGGCCACUGCCACGGACUCAGGGCUCCUGAAGUGGCUGCUGAUCGCGGUGUCAUUCGCCAUGUACGCCUGGGCCUCUGUGGACAUGCUGGGUUGGGUCAGCGAGUUCGAGCGUGCGGCGCCCCGGGACUUGCCCAGCCGCAGCAUCCGGCCGUGGCUGUCCAAUGGCCUGAUCUUGCACUUCAUGCUCUACGGCGUGGUGUACAUGUCCUCGGUGAUGGGGCUCAUUGAUGCCCAGACCGAGCGCAAGGGCUUCUUUGUGCUGACCUUCGGGGCUAAGAUCGCGUACUGCGCGGCCUUCGUGUUCAUCCGAGCGGACGAGUACCACAAGACCCUGACCGACGUGCUGCGCAAGGUGAGCGUCUCCAACGUCGGCAUGAUCUCCAUCCUGCGCGGAAGCUUCGACAUCAUCCUCCCGUGCGUGCUGGAUGGGGCCGGGCGCUGCAAGCUGCCGCCCCAGAUCUCCGGGGACAUGGAGAAGUUGGAGAAGAUCUUGGGCUGCCACGUGGCGGGCGCCAACCUGAAGGACCUGCUGGCCGGAGAGGAGGACCGGGCCGAUUUCUCGGCCUACGUCCGCAACGUGGUGCCGCCAGGUCUUGCAAGCAAGAUGGCCAAGGGCCCGCAGAUGAAUGCGACGCUGCACCUGUCCGUGGUGCCGCGCUCGGCCGUGAGCAUGGGAAAGGAGCGGCACCUGGUGGCGGCCAUCCAGUUCUCGGCGACGGUGCCGGAGGACAAGGAGGCGGAUCUGGGGACAGGCUUUGAGAGCUUCAAGCACGAUGAUGCCUACGCCUCCACGGGCGGCUCCACACAUCCCCCCACGGACUCCGGGUCUUCCGGCAUCGUGGCGAACCUGGCGGACCUCAACAAGCUCGGGGCGUCUGCUCUUCUGCACGGCUCGGUGGAGGCAAGCGACACGGGCUCCAUGUACUGGGGACCCUCCAUGGUCUCAGACGAGACCAUGUCGCACCUGGGGGCCUUCAUGGAAAAGGCGGCCCUGGGAACGGUGGCCUUCGAUGCUCGCAUUGUGGGAGCUUGGGAGGGCACCACAAGCAAGGCCCUGGGCGCGUACAGCCAGCGCAUCGAGUUCCAGAACGACUGCAUCCAUGCGAGCAUCACCGUCAUAGGGCAGACCCUGGAGGGCCGCUUCCGCAUGAACUGCUCCACGGAGCCCUACCAAUUGGACAUCGAGGUGCUGCCCAAGGGCAGCAGCUGCCCGCCCCCUGCGAUCCCGUACAUCUUCAAGUUCCAGGACGGCCGUCUGCAUCUCUGCGGCCCUGCGGACGGGCGCAUGCACCGGCCCAGCAACUUCGACGGCCCGGGCCUUUGCGUCAUGGACCGCGCGGGCGGAUUGAUUACCAUGCCGACCAUGCCCAAGUCCGAUCGCCGCGAUCGCCUGGAGACCCGCAGCGUGCGCAGCGCCGGCGUCUUCGAGCCGGACCCCGAGUUCAGCCGCAACUCCACCGAGGAGCCACCCCAGAAGCCUGCCCAGAUCGCUCAGAUUGCCGAGAAGCCUGCCCAGAAGCUGAGUGGAGUGGUGAAUUGGGUGGAGGAGAAGCCAGCAGUGGCGGCGUCAGCCGCCCUGGCCCUGACCAGCGUGAUCCUUGCCCUGCGCAAGUCCCUCUGA
Molecule: messenger RNA, 3672 nt
Organism: Effrenium voratum
Lineage: Eukaryota; Dinophyceae; Suessiales; Symbiodiniaceae
Source: the annotation of a GenBank genome assembly